This is a messenger RNA of Podospora anserina S mat+, 921 nucleotides long. RefSeq lists its product as uncharacterized. Gene Ontology annotation, molecular function: iron ion binding; C-4 methylsterol oxidase activity. The record is from RefSeq and is a predicted model, not a curated record. Gene Ontology annotation, biological process: ergosterol biosynthetic process. NCBI's taxonomy places the organism in Eukaryota, Fungi, Ascomycota, Sordariomycetes, Sordariales, Podosporaceae. Bases 1 to 921 code for a protein of 306 amino acids. The transcript has 4 exons.
AUGGCGUACGCCGCUCUCAACUCGACCAUUGGUGGUCUGGGUUCAACAGCUACCUUCUCUAAUGUCUUCGACGAGGUCUCCAAGGCCGCCGUCGACCUUAAUGUUGCCGAGCGUCUCUGGGCGUCCUGGUACCUCUGGAUGCAGAAUGACACAAUCGCGACGGGUAUUAUGAGUUUCGUCAUGCACGAGCUCGUCUACUUUGGCAGAUCGCUCCCCUGGAUCAUCAUCGACGCCAUCCCCUUCUUCAACAAGUGGAAGUUGCAAAACACCAAGGUCCCAACAUGGAGAGAGCAGUGGGAAUGCGCCGCUCUCGUUCUCAUCAGUCACUGCACCGUCGAACUCCCCCAGAUCUGGCUCUUCCACCCCAUCGCCACCUACUUCGGAAUGGAGUACGGUGUCCCCUUCCCUCCCGCCUGGAAGAUCGCCAUGCAAAUCGUCAUCUUCUUCAUCCUCGAGGAUGCAUGGCACUACUGGUUUCACCGCGCGCUCCACUACGGUCCCCUCUACAAGUCGAUUCACAAGCUCCACCACACCUACAGCGCCCCCUUCGGUCUCGCCGCUGAGUACGCCUCUCCCAUCGAAGUCAUGCUCCUCGGUUUCGGCAUUGUCGGCUGCCCCAUUGUCUGGACUUUGAUCACCAACGACUUCCACCUUGUGACCAUGUACCUCUGGAUCGUCCUCCGCCUCUUCCAGGCCAUCGACGCCCACAGCGGUUACGACUUCCCCUGGUCUCUUCGUCACAUCCUCCCCUUCUGGGCUGGUGCUGACCACCACGAUCUUCACCAUGAGCGCUUCAUUGGCAACUAUGCCUCUUCUUUCCGCUGGUGGGACUACUGCCUUGACACCGAGGCCGGUGAGGCGGCGUCUAAGAAGCGUCGCGAGCGCAAGCUGGCUGAGAUUAGAGCCAAGAAGGCGCAGUAA